Aspergillus oryzae RIB40 is the source of this 453-nucleotide messenger RNA. RefSeq lists its product as uncharacterized. The record is from RefSeq and is a predicted model, not a curated record. Lineage: Eukaryota; Fungi; Ascomycota; Eurotiomycetes; Eurotiales; Aspergillaceae. The transcript has a single exon. Bases 1 to 453 code for a protein of 150 amino acids.
AUGAAUGAAAUCAAGACCUUAUUCCCAUCUCCUCGGACGAUUUAUCAUAGAAUAACAAAGAAAUACUCCACUUGUGACAUUCCCUACCUUCCAACUGUCAAAGAGUCCUCACAAACAUCUCAAAAUCCCAGUACGAAGAUGACCACCGCUGCACCCAAAGUGAAUAGCAGCCUCGGAGAGACAGGCCAGGAUGCAGCUACUCAACUCUUCGAACUCCUACAUUCCAAAAAUCCACAAAUGACACUAAAGUGGAACCCCGAGUCCCAAAGGUUUACACUGACUGGCUUUUCACACUUGAAGGAGAGUGAAAUCAAGAGAAUUAUCGAUCAGAAAUCGUAUCUUGGGUAUGAACCAAAGCUUGCUGGACGGACAAGCGGUGGCGAUGUCAUCAUUCGAUUUGACCCAAUCAAGAGGAACGAUCCAUCCAUUCUUUGGAAGGAAAAUGAAUACUAG